AGUUGUACCGCUUCAUUUAGUUUAUUUCACUCUCAGUAUUUGUGAGUCUGCCACUUUGACAAGUUGUGUAUUAGAAAAAAAUACAUUAAUAAACAGUAAGAUAUAUUAUUUUAGUUGUGAAAAAAUGAAAAUAAUUAAGUAAAGAUAAACCACUGCAGGCUUCGGCGGCGAUCACACGCGUACACUGCCCGCCAAAAAACACAACCACACAUGAAAAAUACGUAACAAAAAUCCAAAAUGGUGAUCAAAAUUGCGGACCAAGUGACAAAUUCUACAAAGAAAGAAGAUGGAUUUGUAAAACUGAUAGGAGAAUUCGGAAAAUGGCAGUGUCUCGUUAUUGCUACUGUUUCGCUUGUGAAAUUAAGUUCGGGAUGGGUGCAAAUGGCUAUACUGUUCCUGACUCCCAAUUUGACGUUUCGUUGUGUGGAUAUGAAUUCUACUAUAGAAGUGGAGAAUUCUACUUGUUAUAAGGAAUGUUUGCAGUAUGAGUAUGACACCAGUCCCUUUGAGAAUACUAUUGUGUCGGAAUGGGACCUCAUUUGUGAGAGAAGAUGGCUGGCGAGCUUCAAUCAAAUGAUGCUGCAAGUUGGCAUACUCAUUGGCAGCAUUAUUUUCGGAUUUUUAUCUGACAGAUACGGCCGCAAGCACACAUUCCUAGUCGCCAUAUCAACGCUGAUAAUCUUCGGCUUGGCUCAGCCGUUCUCGCCAAACUACUUAGUCUUCACCAUCCUACGGUUCCUGAUCGGGAUAGCUACAUCAGGCACCAUGGUGGUCUCGUUCGUGAUAGUCAUGGAGUCUGUCGGACCGAGGUACCGGGAGGUCACUGGGUGCCUCUUCCAGAUACCUUUUAUAAUCGGUCACAUGACAGUACCCCUCUUCGCAUACUACUUCAGGAGCUGGAACACCUACCUCCUUGCCCUGGGCAUACCCCCCCUCAUCUACCUGGGCUACUUCUUCGUGCUGAGCGAGUCUCCCAGGUGGCUGGUCAGCGUCGGCAGGGUGAAGGAGGCCACGGAAAUUGUGAAGAAAGCUGCUUUAUUAAACAACUUACCAACAACAAAAAUCGAAGAAACCCUAACGCAGAUGUCUCAAGAAAUCUGCGCGAAAUCCGACGCGCCCAAGCUGAACUACUCCGCCCUAUUCCAACGAUCCUUACUCUUGAAGACCUGCUGCUGCUGCACCAUGUGGCUGAUCACCGGCAUCGUGUACUUCGGCUUCAACCAGUACAUCAGCCAGACCAGUCCUGAUCCCUUCAUCUCUGUUGCUUUAGCUGCGGCUAUGCAGAUGCCAGCACUCUUGAUCUCAAUCUGGCUGAUCAAGAGGUUCGGCAGAAGACUCACCACCACCAUAUUCUCCUGCCUCGGAGGACUAUGCGUCAUCAUCCUCUACUUCGUGCCCCAGAUCUUUGCUGUGACCCUCACUCUUAGCACUUUGGGGGUCAGCUGUGGGGCAAUCGUUGCCACUACCAUCUACAUUUACACUUCAGAGUUGUACCCUACGGUGAUAAGAAACAUGGCUAUGGGAGCCUGUUCCACAGCCAUGAGAAUCGGUUCCAUGGCUGCUCCGUUCAUAGCUAAUACUUCGGUAACUAUUCCAUGGUUACCGACGGCGAUAUUUGGUUUAGCCCCCAUAGUUGCCGGAUUGGCUUGCUUAUUAUUACCUGAGACUAAAGGCAGGAUUCUACCGGAUAGUAUUGAAGAUGUAAGGACUGGUGAAAAGUGAUUUGUUAAAGUAUUUUAUAGUGAUUAAUUAAUGACGUUGUUAAUUAAUGACAUUAACGUUGUGGAUGCUAAUAUGUGAUAUUGAUGUUAUAAAUGUGAUAUUUUUGACUAUUAUAGCUGUGUGAUAUGUAUUAAAUUUUAGAUGUAAGGUACUGUGAAUUUAUUGUAAUAAGGACGUAAUCUUAGUUUUAAGUACUUACCUCCCCACUCAGAGACAUUUAAUUAUUACUUAAGUCACUCCUUAGUGACAGAAUGUCAUACAAAUCCUUCAGGAAUGGCUUAAGUAACCAUUAAAUGUCUCUGAGUGGAGAGGUUAAUAAUGUAGGUUUUAAUGAUAAACAGGUUCAUAAAAGAUUUGAAAAUUGAAAUCAAUGUGCCAUUUUCCACAAAUACAUAUGUAGCUAUUCCGUGAACUUAAAUAAAAAAUGUUUUUCUUUGAAAUUGAAUAAUGGUUACGCGGGAAACGCAAUAUGGUUCGUAAAGAUGCGAAAAAUUUGAAAAACUGGUGAUUGCAAAUGCGACGGGAAAAUCGGCAUACUGCGGGCGACACAAAACAAGAAAGUAUGCCUAAAGGAAAGGAGCACAGUACCUGUUGUCUUCUACGGCGAUUUCUUGUACGAGGAGCACUGCCACAAAUAAAGUUCAACACAAAUCACACCAAUUUUCCACUCAAUAUCGAUUUUUGUAUCGGAGAGAGACGUGAGCUCUCGCGCGCGUUGUCAGCCAUUUUUUUUUUGUUAUGUUGCACAUACGACUCAAGGGCGCUAGUGUCGCCUCUCGCUCCAACGAAUGCGUUGAGGUAUGUGCGGGAAAAGGAAGGGAAUAGGAUUGCAAACACCAGUGAAAUUACCAAUAUAACAAAUUAUGAGUAUGAAAAUUACCGCGCAACCAUUCCCCCCGGGCUUGAAGGGAUGCCUUCAAGAGUUGAAGCAAUUUACGAAACUUAAUUAUUUAUACGAUAAAUUGUACUACGUAAGUAUACGAAACGAAAUAACAGAAUGAAAACUAAGUACCUAUUUGUCUAAUCUACCUAACUACUAAUAAAAUUUUGAAUAACGA
Helicoverpa armigera (cotton bollworm) is the source of this 2780-nucleotide messenger RNA. Its product is annotated as organic cation transporter protein. The record is from RefSeq and is a predicted model, not a curated record. Gene Ontology annotation, biological process: transmembrane transport. Gene Ontology annotation, cellular component: membrane. Bases 238 to 1722 code for a protein of 494 amino acids. The transcript is spliced from 6 exons. Lineage: Eukaryota; Metazoa; Arthropoda; Insecta; Lepidoptera; Noctuidae. Gene Ontology annotation, molecular function: transmembrane transporter activity.